Messenger RNA from Scaptodrosophila lebanonensis, 435 nucleotides. RefSeq lists its product as uncharacterized. Bases 1 to 435 code for a protein of 144 amino acids. The transcript has a single exon. NCBI's taxonomy places the organism in Eukaryota, Metazoa, Arthropoda, Insecta, Diptera, Drosophilidae. The record is from RefSeq and is a predicted model, not a curated record.
AUGUCUGACAGCUCAGGCACCACAGCAACCGCCACCACAGCGAACACAGCAACAACUGAAACGGCAACAACACAGCAGCCAGAAGGCAACACUGCAGCAGUUGCAAAUUUGGUCAAAAUCGUUAAUAUCAUCGAAUCGAAUGUUAAAGGCGAUGAACCCGACAGUCCCAAGGCAGCGCCCAUAGGUGUGCGAUUCAGUGGUGUUGCCCCCAGACGCACCACCAUCUCGUAUGUCCCCAAAUCGCCGCAACUCGAGGAGAUUGUGUUCGCGGAGCCAACAUUUACGGAACGCUUCGCACGCUACUUUGUCAUUGUCAUCUAUCUGUGCGGGCUCUGCAGUCUCGGCUUCUUUCUCUCCAUCUAUCAUGUGUUCUUCUGGGACUCACGCAUGCCCCCAGUGUUCAAAGGUCUAAAGAAGCCGCCAGCCUUUGGCUAA